This is a messenger RNA of Stomoxys calcitrans (stable fly), 1146 nucleotides long. Its product is annotated as protein MEMO1. The record is from RefSeq and is a predicted model, not a curated record. The coding region runs from base 129 to 1013 and encodes 294 amino acids. The transcript has 7 exons. NCBI's taxonomy places the organism in Eukaryota, Metazoa, Arthropoda, Insecta, Diptera, Muscidae.
UACUCGAUUUUGCAAAAUCAAAUUUGAUUUGUGUCAUUGUUUACGAAAUAAAAUUUCUUUAAAAGCGAAGUAAAUAAUUGAAGAGAAAAAAUAAUUUGAAGACUUGUACUUGACCAUUUUCUUAAAAAAUGUCAAGCAGGAAAGCAUCUCAUGCAGGGAGUUGGUAUACCGAUUCAGCUUCUGAGUUGUCACGGCAACUUGACAAUUGGUUGGGAGCCGCAACUCUAUCUCAUGGGCCAGCAAGGGCUAUUAUUGCACCGCAUGCUGGUUACACAUACUGUGGUGCGUGUGGUGCCUUUGCCUAUCGUCAAGUUAGUCCAGCUGUUGUUAAACGAGUAUUUAUUUUGGGCCCAUCUCAUCAUGUUCGUCUACGAGGAUGUGCCCUAUCGACUGCUAAGAAGUAUAAAACCCCUCUCUAUGAUCUCAAAAUUGACACUAAUAUUAAUGCUGAACUAGAAAAUACGGGUCACUUCUCAUGGAUGGAUAUGAAAACUGACGAAAACGAGCACAGUAUUGAAAUGCACCUACCAUAUAUAGCAAAAGUUAUGGAAGACUUCAAGGAUCAAUUUACAAUUGUGCCUAUAUUAGUGGGUUCACUGAAUCCGGAUCAGGAAGCAUUGUAUGGCCGUUUACUAGCAAAUUAUUUCACAGAUCCUCAAAAUUUGUUUGUGAUAUCAUCAGAUUUUUGCCAUUGGGGCCAUCGCUUUAAUUACACUUAUUAUGAUAAGUCUUGUGGCCAAAUAUACAAGUCCAUUGAAAAAUUGGACAAACAGGGCAUGGACAUCAUUGAGACGCUGAAGCCGGAAACGUUCACAGCAUAUUUACGUGAAUAUAAUAACACAAUUUGCGGCCGUCAUCCGAUUGGGGUUAUGCUGAGUGCUGUAAAAGUUCUCCAAGAACAGGGUUAUAAUACAAGCUUUAAAUUUUUAAAAUACGAUCAGAGUAGUCAGUGUAAAGCUAUGGAUGAUUCGAGUGUUAGUUACGCUUCGGGUUCGUUAGUUUUCGAAUGCUAAAUAUAUCAUUUGAAGCUAUGAGAAUUUAUAAAUAACUUUUCUAUAUUGUCUCUCAUCAAUAAUACAAACAUUAAGAUCUUCAAACUAAUUAAUAUUGUGUACAUAAAUAAUUUUUUUUUUUGUUCAUAAUAAA